GCUCGGCUCAGCGCGGAGCUGCGCCCGCCCCGCCCGGCUCCGAUCGGCUGUGAUCGGCUCUGAUCGGCUCUGAUCGGCUCUGAUCGGCUGUGAUCGGAUCCGCUCCGCGAUGCCGAGCUUCCUCAAGUGGCUGCUGGGGAUCCUGGCGGUCGCCGUGGUUGUGGUGGUGAUCACCGUGCCCCUGGUGCUGCUCACCCGCCAAGAGACCCCUUCAGGAAAAACGUACACUCUACAGAAUUACGUGAACAAUGACUAUAAGUACAAAACACAUAAUUUGGAGUGGAUUUCAGGAAAUCAGUAUCUUCACAAAACAGAUAAUGGGAACAUCCUGUGUAUCAGUGCUGAGAAUGGAACAUCCACAUUAAUCCUGGCAAAUACAACUUUAGAUAAGUACCAGGCAAGCACUGUUAUAUUGUCUCCUGACCUAAAGUUUGCUCUUCUGCAAUACAGCUAUACAAAGUUGUGGAGGCAUUCCUUUACAGCUUCAUAUCACAUCUAUGAUUUCGGUAACAGUUCUAUCUUAGAUGAUGGACUACUACCUAAUGAUACACAGUAUAUAUCCUGGUCACCUGUUGGUCAUAAGCUGGCAUAUGUUUGGAAUAAUAAUGUUUAUGUAAAAGCUUCACCAACAGAAGAAGCAGUGCAAAUCACUAAAAAUGGAGAAGAAAAUAAAAUUUUCAAUGGAAUACCAGACUGGGUUUAUGAAGAGGAAAUGUUUGGCACCCAUUCUGCUCUGUGGUGGUCUCCAAAUGGCAAUUUUUUGGCAUAUGCAUCCUUUAAUGAUACAGAAGUCCCUGUUAUAGAGUAUUCCUUUUAUUCUGAAGACACCUUGCAGUAUCCAAAGACCAUUAAAAUCCCAUAUCCCAAGGCGGGAGCUACAAAUCCAACUGUACGGUUCUUUAUUGUGGAUACCACAUCACUUCCAACUUUCAAGUCUGUUGAAAUUUUUCCACCUGCAGAAAUAAAAUCAAGUGAUCAUUAUUUGAGUGUUGUAACAUGGGUGACAGAUGAAAGGAUUUGUCUGCAGUGGCUCAGAAGAAUUCAGAAUUUUUCAGUCCUCACAGUCUGUGACUUUGAAAAUGCUACUUGGUCGUGUCCAAAGGAAAAACUAUUUACUGAAGAAAGUACAACUGGCUGGAUUGGCAGAUUUCAGCCAUCUGUCCCUCACUUUGCACCCGACAAGGCUUCCUACUACAAAGUCUUCAGCGACACAGCAGGUUACAAGCACAUCCAUUACAUAAAUGGCUCACAGGUUCCAGUAGCUGUUACUACAGGAAAUUGGGAAGUAAUCAGCAUAGAAGCUGUAACCAAUGAAUUUUUAUACUACAUCAGUAAUGAAAAUAAUGGAAUGCCAGGAGGAAGAAAUCUUUAUAAAGUGCUCUUGGAAAGCAGUCCAAAAUUGCCUAAAUGUGUUAGCUGUAAUCUGGAUGAAAAAAGAUGCCAGUAUUAUUCUGUGUCCUUCAGCAAAGACACACAGUAUUAUCAGCUAAAUUGUCUCGGUCCUGGCCUGCCCAUGUCUACCCUGCACAGAAGCACUGAUGACAAAGUCCUCAGAUACUUGGAAAAAAACACUGAACUGGAAAAUUCAUUGAAAGAUAUUCAGAUGCCUUCAAAAAAAUUUGGCUCCCUUAAUAUAGGUGGAUACAACCUGUGGUAUCAAAUGAUUCUGCCUCCCCAUUUUGAUGAAUCAAAGAAGCAUCCUCUGCUCCUUGAUGUCUAUGCAGGACCCUGCAGUCAGAAAGUGGACCAAGCGUUCCGGCUCAGCUGGGCCACGUACCUGGCGAGCACGGAGCGCGUCAUCGUGGCCAGCUUCGACGGCAGGGGCAGCGGCUACCAGGGCGACCGGAUCAUGCACGCCAUAAACAGGAGGCUGGGAACAUAUGAAGUGGAAGAUCAGAUAGAAGCAGCCAGAAAAUUUUCUGAAAUGAGCUUUGUUGACAAGGACAGAAUAGCUAUUUGGGGUUGGUCUUAUGGGGGAUAUGCGACCUCCAUGGUGCUUGGCUCUGGGAGCGGCGUGUUCAAGUGUGGAAUAGCGGUUGCCCCUGUGUCACGCUGGCAAUAUUAUGAUUCAAUAUACACAGAGCGAUACAUGGGCCUUCCUACAGAAAAUGAUAAUCUGAAGAACUAUAAUAGUUCAACAGUAAUGGCCAGAGCUGAAAAAUUCAAGGAAGUUGAAUAUCUCCUUAUUCAUGGAACAGCAGAUGAUAAUGUUCACUUUCAGCAAGCAGCACAGAUUUCCAAAGCUCUUGUUGAUGCUGAAGUGGAUUUUCAGGCAAUGUGGUACACUGACAAAGACCAUUCCAUCUCCGGUCAAGCACACAAGCAUAUUUAUACCCACAUGAGCCACUUCAUAAAGCAGUGUUUCUCACUGCACUAGCACCAGCAUUGUGCUUGUUAGUGAUGGUACUUCUCCAGAAAACUCUCAUAAAAUGUACUCUGAGCCAGUAUAAAUCAAGAUGAGAUAAGAGUCAGCUCUUGGGAUACCAGUGUACACAAUGAAGUGCUAAUCUUUGAAUGAUUCCUGUUGCCAAGCAACUACUGCAUUUUUAUUGAUUGUUUAAUCGGGUCUUAACAUCACCAGAAUGAUGUUGCAGACUUCUAGGAAGCCUGGUACUUGCUUGAGUAAUUACCUUUUGAUAUUUCAGUCUAAAAGAGGAACAAUCCAGUUUGUAUAUUAGAGAAAGGAAUGAUAAAAAUGUCACAUCACAGAAUAAAAAAAUAAUAAUGUUUCCAUCAAAAAUGAAAUGAACCCUGGGGUAAUUUCUGUGAAAAUAAUGAAGAAACAUUUUUGCAGGAAUUCGUAAGGCUUGAUAAUUAUUAUUUUAGAAUUGUUACCAGGAAUACUGCAAUGUUAGUAUGUGCAGAAUGAAAUACUUUACACUGCAGUUCCUGAAGUGAGUAUGUUUGCUCUGCAAUCUUUUGUAUUACAGUUCCAGAACUCUUGCAAGGCAAGCACAUAACCAGCUUUCACCAAAGAUUUUAAAUGACACCUAAUCAAACCAGUGCCACUCAAUUUCUUUGUGUGCUAUCAUAUAGUACUGUGAUUUUUGCUUAUUUUACAGUAAAAAUGGCUGCUACACUGGGAAUAUGCACUGCAAAAUCUCCUCUGGGAACAAGAGCCCUAUUUUUUUAAUGUAGAAGUUGCUCAUGUACUGAUGAAUAGGAACUGGUUCUUACACUGAAACAUAAAACAUUACAAUGUGAACUAGCAGUCACUUACAGCAGGGGCUGGACUGUUACUCUCCUGUGAAUGUGCUCUUUGGCAAAACCUUACAGCCUACCAAUAAAUAUCUGCUUUCUUUACAGCACUCCAGGUAGGCUUCUCCAUCUAAUCUGAGGAUUAGUUUUCUUAAUUUUGCAUAGAAAAAAUGCAAUCCACUUCUACUAAAAAUUGUGCUGCUUUAAAAUAAUAAAGAUAUUAAUUUAUGAAA
Melospiza melodia melodia is the source of this 3431-nucleotide messenger RNA. It is a transcript of the gene DPP4, whose product is annotated as dipeptidyl peptidase 4. Gene Ontology annotation, molecular function: serine-type peptidase activity. The record is from RefSeq and is a predicted model, not a curated record. The transcript has 26 exons. Bases 110 to 2377 code for a protein of 755 amino acids. Gene Ontology annotation, biological process: proteolysis. Lineage: Eukaryota; Metazoa; Chordata; Aves; Passeriformes; Passerellidae. Gene Ontology annotation, cellular component: plasma membrane.